AUGGGCGAGUACUCGAAAGCACUUUCAUCGUUUGAAAGAUCACUUGAAAUCUACAAAAUGGCUCUCCCUCCGAAUCAUCCCGACUUGGCUACUUCCUACAAUAACAUCGCUAUGGUGUAUGAUAAGAUGGGCGAGUACUCGAGAGCACUUGCAUCGUAUGAAAGAUCACUUGAAAUCAUCAAAAUAUCUCUCCCUUCGAAUCACCCCUCCUUGGCUACUUCCUACAACAACAUCGCUAUGGUGUAUUCUCACAUGGGUGAAUAUUCGAAAGCACUAUCAUCGUACGAAAGAUCACUUGAAAUCAACAUAAUAGCUCUCCCUCCGAAUCAUCCUUUAUUGGCUAAUUCCUACAACAACAUCGGUAUGGUGUAUUCUCACAUGGGCGAGUACUCGAAAGCACUUUCAUCGUUAGAAAGAUCGCUUGAAAUCCAAAAAAUAGCUCUCCCUCCGAAUCAUCCCUCCUUGGCUACUUCCUACAACAACAUCGCUUCAGUGUAUGAUAAGAUGGGCGAGUACUCCAAAGCACUUUCAUCGUUAGAAAGAUCACUUGAAAUCCUCAAAGUAGCUCUCCCUCCGAAUCAUCCCUCCUUGGCUGCUUUCUACAACAACAUCGCUUCAGUGUAUGAUAACAUGGGCGAGUACUCGAAAGCACUUGCAUCGUACGAAAGAUCACUUGAAAUCUACAAAAUAGCUCUUUCUUCGAAUCAUCCAGAUUUGGCUGCUUCCUACAACAACAUCGCUUCAGUGUAUGAUAAGAUGGGCGAGUACUCGAAAGCACUAUCAUCAUACGAAAGAUCACUUGAAAUUCGAAAAAUAGCUCUCCCUCCAAAUCAUCCCGACUUGGCUUCUUCCUAUAACAGUAUGGGUAUGGUGUAUGAUGACAUGGGCGAGUACUCGAAAGCACUGUCAUCGUACGAAAGAUCACUUGAAAUCUUCGAAAUAGCUCUCCCUCCGAAUCAUCCCGACUUGGCCACUUCCUACAACAACAUCGCAAUGGUGUAUGAUAAGAUGGGCGAGUACUCGAAAGCACUAUCAUCAUACGAAAGAUCACUUGAAAUCCUCAAAGUAGCUCUCCCUCCGAAUCAUCCCUCCUUGGCUGCUUCCUACAACAACAUCGCUUCAGUGUAUGAUAAGAUGGGCGAGUACUCCAAAGCACUUUCAUUGUACGAAAGAUCACUUGAAAUCUUCAAAAUAGCUCUCCCUCCGAAUCAUCCCGACUUGGCUGCUUCCUACAACAACAUCGCAAUGGUGUAUGAUGAGAUGGGCGAGUACUCGAAAGCACUAUCAUCAUACGAAAGAUCACUUGAAAUCCUCAAAGUAGCUCUCCCUCCGAAUCAUCCCUUCUUGGCCACGUUCUACAACAACACCGCAAUGGUGUAUGAUAAGAUGGGCGAGUACUCGAAAGCACUUUCAUCGUUUGAAAGAUCACUUGAAAUCUUCAAAAUAGCUCUUCCUCCGAAUCAUCCCUCCUUGGCUACUUCCUACAACAACAUCGCUAUGGUGUAUUCUCACAUGGGCGAGUACUCGGAAGCACUUUCAUCGUACGAAAGAUCACUUGAGAUUUUGAGAAAGUCGGUGCCUUCUACUCAUCCACAUUUGGUGCUUGUGAAAAGAAACAUUGAAGAUUUAAAAAACAAAAUGUAG
This is a messenger RNA of Rotaria sordida, 1644 nucleotides long. The record is from the annotation of a GenBank genome assembly. Lineage: Eukaryota; Metazoa; Rotifera; Eurotatoria; Philodinida; Philodinidae.